This is a messenger RNA of Ricinus communis (castor bean), 2683 nucleotides long. RefSeq names its product probable galactinol--sucrose galactosyltransferase 1. Bases 130 to 2406 code for a protein of 758 amino acids. The transcript is spliced from 13 exons. The record is from RefSeq and is a predicted model, not a curated record. NCBI's taxonomy places the organism in Eukaryota, Viridiplantae, Streptophyta, Magnoliopsida, Malpighiales, Euphorbiaceae.
UAAAUACCAUAAUCAUUAACCUCAAUGUCUCAUUUCAAGUUUGCUUCUUUCUUUCAUCUUUCUUGUUGAACAGCACAGAUUUGUUGCUGUGCUUUCUGGGUUUUCUUGAUAAAUAUUUAGAAGGCAAAGAUGACAGUAGGAGCAGGAAUAACUGUGGCUGAUGGGAAUUUGGUGGUGUUAGGGAACACUGUUUUGCAUAAUGUUCAUGAUAAUAUUGAGAUCACACCAGCACAAGGUGAUGCUUUUAUCCAUGGAGCUUUUAUUGGUGUUCGAUCUGAUCAAGUUGGUUGCCGUAGAGUCUUCCCUGUUGGACAGCUCGAAGGAUUGCGUUUUAUGUGUGUUUUUCGGUUCAAAUUAUGGUGGAUGACACAAAGGAUGGGGACUUGUGGUCAGGAUAUUCCUUUUGAGACUCAAUUCUUGAUUGUUGAAGCAAGAGACGGGUCUCAUUUUGGCAAUGGAAAUGAGUAUGGAGAUGAUCAAUCUUCAGUGUAUACAGUAUUCUUGCCAAUUCUUGAAGGAGAUUUCAGGGCUGUUCUUCAAGGGAACGAACACAAUGAGCUGGAGAUUUGUUUGGAAAGUGGAGAUCCUUCUGUUGAGGAAUUUGAAGGGAGCCAUUUGGUUUUUGUCGCUGCUGGAUCAGAUCCCUUUGAUGUCAUCACAAAUGCGGUGAAGACAGUCGAGAAACAUUUGCGGACAUUCUCUCAUCGGGAAAGGAAGAAGAUGCCAGAUAUGCUGAAUUGGUUUGGUUGGUGCACAUGGGAUGCCUUUUACACUGAUGUUACUGCAGAAGGUGUGAAGCAAGGAUUAGAGAGCUUACAAAAAGGUGGAAUCACCCCAAAGUUUGUUAUAAUUGACGAUGGAUGGCAAUCAGUCGGUAUGGAUCCCACUAGUAUUGAGGCUAAAGCUGAUAAUACAGCCAACUUCUCGAAUAGAUUGACAAAUAUCAAAGAGAACCACAAAUUCCAGAAAAAUGGCAAAGAGGGCCACAGGGUAGAGGAUCCAGCUUUGGGACUCCGCCACAUUGUCACUGAUAUAAAAGAGCAACAUCAUCUGAAGUAUGUUUAUGUCUGGCACGCAAUAACAGGAUACUGGGGAGGUGUAAAACCUGGUGCAACUGAAAUGGAGCACUACGAAUCCAAGAUGACUUACCCAAUUUCAUCUCCUGGGGUUCAAUUAAAUGAGCAUUGUGAUGCUUUUCAAAGCAUUACCAAGAACGGGCUUGGACUUGUGAACCCUGAGAAAGUUUAUAACUUCUAUAAUGAACUUCAUUCGUAUCUUUCAUCUGCCGGAAUUGAUGGUGUCAAAGUUGACGUUCAAAAUAUUCUCGAAACUCUUGGAGCAGGCCAUGGUGGAAGAGUUAAACUUGCUAGGAACUAUCAUCAAGCAUUAGAGGCAUCAAUUGCUAGAAAUUUCCAUGACAACGGAAUCAUUUCUUGCAUGAGUCACAAUACAGAUGGUUUAUACAGUGCAAAGAGAACAGCUGUUAUAAGGGCGUCAGAUGAUUUCUGGCCAAGAGACCCAGCAUCCCACACUAUUCAUAUCGCAUCAGUUGCUUAUAAUACCAUUUUUCUUGGGGAAUUUAUGCAGCCAGAUUGGGAUAUGUUUCAUAGCUUACACCCAAUGGCUGAAUACCAUGGAGCAGCUCGUGCAGUUGGAGGAUGUGCUAUUUAUGUUAGUGACAAGCCUGGACAACAUGAUUUUAAUCUACUGAAGAAGCUUGUACUCCCUGAUGGUUCUAUAUUAAGGGCUAAACUUCCUGGCAGACCUACAAGAGAUUGCUUAUUCUCGGAUCCUGCCCGAGAUGGAAAAAGUCUUCUGAAGAUAUGGAAUAUGAAUGAUUUCACUGGAGUCGUGGGUGUAUUCAAUUGCCAAGGAGCUGGAUGGUGUCGAGUAGGAAAGACAAACCUUAUCCAUGAUGAGAAACCUGGCACAAUCACCGGUUCUAUUAGAGCUAAAGAUGUUGAUUAUUUACCUAAAGUUGCUGAUACUGAAUGGACUGGGGAUAGCGUUCUGUAUUCUCAUCUUGGUGGAGAGGUGAUUUAUCUUCCAAAGGAUGCAACCAUGCCGAUUACACUGAAAUCUCGGGAGUAUGAAGUCUUUACAGUGGCUCCUGCGAAGGAAUUACCCAAUGGGACUAAAUUUGCUCCCAUUGGUCUGAUCAAGAUGUUCAAUUCAGGAGGUGCUAUCAAGGAGCUGAGUUAUGAUUCUGACACAAGUGUAGCUGUUCACAUGAAAGUUCGUGGGUGCGGCCUGUUUGGAGCGUAUUCAUCAUCUCAACCCAAGAGGAUUAUAGUUGAUUCUGAGGAAGUGAAGUUUGUAUAUGAAGAAGGGUCUGGUUUAAUCAGUGUUGAUUUGAGAGUUCCUGAGGAAGAAUUGUACCUCUGGAACAUAACAGUAGAAGUAUAGAGAAGAAUAGAAGUGUCAUUAUUCUUUAGUAGUGAUUCAAACUGCUUGUGCACCUGGAGUCCCCAAUUGCAUCUUCUCUAGGUUUGUACAAAGGCAUUGGUGGUAGUUUGCUGUUUAGUGUACUAAAAAGAUGCUUAAAAGAAGGCAUGUCUUUUGGGUACAGCUCUUCAGAAGACUUGCAGCCUUUGCCAAUGGAUAAAACAAAACCAUUGACAGAUCUGUAUUCUUAUAUUAUUUGAGGUCUAUGAAUAGAGAAUUAUUUGUUAAGAACAAAGCA